CAGCAGCAGCAGCAUCAGCGGACGCGUCACAGUCAUCAUCAUCAGCAGCCGCAGCAGCAAACUCAUUCAACCAGGAAGCCAGAAACUCCCAACAACAACAUCAUCAGCAGCAGGAGCAGAGUCACCAUCAUCAUCAGCAGCAGCAAGAGCAGAGUCAUCAGCAGCAGCAGCAGGAGGAGGAGGAGAGUAAUCAUCAUCGGCAGCAGCAGCAGCAGCAGGAGCCUUUUUCAACUUCAUCACAACACUUCCAGCAGCAGCAGCUUCGUCAGUAGCGACUUCGUCUCCAUCACCGUUCUCAGGUCCAACAGCUGCACCACCAUCACCAGCAGCAGCAGCAGCAGUCGCCAGCUUCAUCGGCAUCUUCAUUUCCGUCGGCAACAGCGCAAACAGUGGGCUCGGCAUCGCCGCGCUCCCACCCACAAUCGCCUCCCUCCCUCCUCCUGCUGCUGCUGCCGCUGCCCGAGUCUCCAUCGGAUUCCAGACAACGCCACCCGGCCUCUGCCGAACGCUCCCGGCGAGAGGAGAACUCACAGCAGCAGCGGUAGCACGACCAUCGUGAGCAGCCGUGGUGACCACCUCCAGCACCACGCCUCGCUCUGUCUUCACGACGUCUCAACCCAGCGAGAAGGCGACGUAGUUCCGACGUUUGGGGAAGGAGGUCUACUCGAGGAGCGCCUUCACCCAGCCAGCCCCACCUCGCCUCCCAUGUCAGUUGACAUGGAGAGCUUCAGCUCCAAAAGCCUGGCCGUGCAGGCCCAGAAGAAGCUGCUGGGGAAGAUGGCGACGCGCUCGGUGGCGGGCUUCCUCAUCGACGACGCGGCGAGCGACGUACUCGACGAGCUGUACCGCGCGCGCAAGGCCUUCUCGCACGACCGCAAGACCUCGCAGAAGGCAGUCAAGGACCUGGUGAAGGUGGCCGUGAAGCUCGCCGUGCUGGCGCGCAACGGCCAGUUCUCGACGGACGAGCUGGCGACGGCGGAGCGCUUCAAGCGCAAGCUGAACCAGGCGACGCUCACGGCCGUCAGCUUCCACGAGGUGGAGUUCACCUUCGACCGCGACGUCCUGGCGCGCACGCUCGACGAUUGCCGCGAGAUGCUGCACCGCCUCAUCGGCCACCACCUCACGGAGAAGUCGCACGCACGCGUCGACAACGUCUUUCGCAGCUUCGGGGACGGCGAGUUCCUGGCGGCGCUCUACGGCACCGAGCCGGCCUUCCAGCAGCACCUCGCCAAAAUAUGCCAGGGCCUCAACAAGCUGAUGGAGGACGGAAACAUUUAGUCGCCGGGCGCCGGCCAGGGGACCGGUUGUGCCGGCGAUACGAUUCGAAGCCCUGAUGCAGGCAGCGCGAGCAGAAGAAAAAAAAUAGUUGUCGUUGAGAGAGAGAAAAACGCCGUUCGCGAAAAGCAUUUUGAAAUGUUAAAUUGAACUUUGGCGAUUGUGGUCGUUGUGUCUCUGUGGUUGAAGAAAUGAUGGAAAAUGAAAGUUGACUCUCCCGGUUAAGCAAAAACACGCAUUUUUGUGGGAUUUGCACUCCUGGAAGGGUUCAGGCAUCGUUUCGAGGGGAGUGGGAGCGUUGGGUACUUGAUGAAAGUUGGGCACGCGGGGUUUGGUCAAACCCAAAUGUUGUGAGUAACCUCAUUCCAAAGCCAUUUUUGUAUCGUAUGAGUCGUGUUCAAGUGACUUUGGGAUCACGUGCUGCCGUGGUUUGCGUGGCACACAGGCUCACAGUGCGAGCAGUCAUUGCGGGGGGGGGGGUCUGUCAGCACCAGGGGGCCUGGGGUUUGUCACCUUUAUACAAUUCCUGGGAUUCCACCGAGGAGCCCACGGGCCUGACAGAGACAAACAGAACAGACAGGGAAUCUUUGCUCGCCCAACGACGUUUUGCUCGGAAACUAUUGCGGUACAAUCUGUCCUCGACAAGACCCUUCCCCUAGCUGAGAACGCCCUCCCGCGGAGAGAUCCUGCACAGCCGCAUUUUGCACGCUUGUCGAGUCUGGAGGGAGGCUCUGUGUUGGGCUUUUUUUAUUAUACGAGAGCCGCUGACUCUCUUAAGUUGUUUAUUUUUCGGAGCCGUGUCCCGACCCGGGAGCGAGAUGCAAUUCGGACGUGUCGCACGCCCCACCAAGCUGUCGGGGGUACAGGAGCUCAGGUGUGCACACGCUUGUACAUAUCUCUGCGGGGCAAAGCGUCCCUUAGCCCGCCGUGAGUUCGGCUGCUUAAACGUCCGUGGUACAGUUUAACGAGAAAAAAAACGCGUAACAAAAAUACAACUCUUGUUACAGACAUUUAUAGACUCUUGGCAGCACAGGCAGACCGCUGAGGAAUUCCUGCAUUCAUUGGUCCAUUCCAUGACGUGCCCGGGCAGAUCCCUCGCAAGGACUUUUUUAUGAGCGCAGUGCAACCAAACUUGUACCUCGCACGGAGACGCCACCCUGGUGUUGCGGCGUCACACGUCGGUGUUUCGCCAGAUGUGCGUGCGUCCCCUUCACCCCCUUCUCCACUGGCACAUCUGUGCCGAUCCAGCGCCGGGCCCCAACGGUACGGGCGGUUUCCCCACCGGCGAUCGGCCCGGCCAAGCCAGAACCACACCGUGGCACUUGCCUGCCGCACAAGCUGCCAGCGUCCUGGUCAAUCAAACUCGUUGUUGCGUGUCAAGUCAGUGGGUACAUUAUUCCAUCGCUAUUCGCGAGGGAUACGUUCCGGAGAUGCUUGUGAAUAAAACAUUUCGCGGAUAAUGAUACUGGCCUACUGAAUGUCGUACGUGCAACGUCUGCAGAUGCUUCUGAGGCUUCGAGAAGUUAUCUCUGUCUCUCUCAGCUCUUUGUCGCAUUGUUUUCUCUACCAUCACUUUAUCUCAUUACAUUAUCUGGCAUCACUUCCUCUCUCAGUGCAGUCGUCGUCCGAUUCGUGGAUAGCCAAAAUCACAGAUGGCCAAGUUCGUGAAUAACGAGGGAAUUCCAUACACCGUGAGGGCGCACGAUGUCACCGUGUCAUCUACGAUGUGACUCGACUCCUUCAACUGCAUGCAACGUCGGCAGCACAGCACGAUUGUCCAGUGGAGAGAGGUCGACGUGGCCAGGUGUGGGUGAACUCAAGUUCUUUGGAGCGGACGGGGGAGGGGUAGCAAAGCCGUCUGGGGUAUUUUAACGAGCGGAGGAUGCGGCCACUACGCCCGUCUGCUCUUUACAUCUUCAUCUCGCAUCGUCGGCGGAUCUCUCACAUCUUCAUCUCGCAUCGUCGGCGUGCGCGGGAGUGAGUUUUUUUUAUGGGGGAGGCGGGGGGGGGCACAGAGGGAUACUGUGCGCGGCGCGGCUUCGCGAGCGCGCACGAACAUUUUGCUAUCGGAAUCUGCGCGCCAGAACUACGCGGACAUGGUGAUGAUAAUGAUGAUCGAUUCCUCUCCCGGACGAUUCUCUCUCGCCGACGAUCAGUGUCGGCUUGCCGAUUUAAGUUUGCGGAGGCAGCUCGGACAACCACGGGUUUUCCAGAUCGUUGCGACUCCGUGUGCGUAGGAUUUCAAUGACCGAGGGUCUUCGACACUCCAGAGCUCCCGCUAAUGGAGGCCCUUCCGCCAGCAGGGGCGUAAGCAAGGAAUUGCAGGGUUGCACCUUUGCCUCGUCCAAACAUAAACUACGUUCGGUAUUCCUUUGAACCAGUCAUACCAAUUGCACAUGUUGAUCCGAAGCUGGAAAACCCGAUGCGGAUUUUGUUGCCAUCUGGGAAUGGAGUCACAAGUUUUGGGAUUCUCGUUUUGUCGGUACGGGACGUUUAUGGAACGUUUCAAUUUGUUUGGGGUACGUCGUGUCUGCCUUUCCCCGCUCUCGAGUCGCCCCCUUUCCCUUUCUGCCAAGUGGCGCAUUCCAUAUCACUGAAGCUCGGCGGCCAGUGGCCGUGCGUGUCAGAAUGCCAGUCCGUGUUGCUCCGAUCCGGUGCGCAUUUUCACAUCCACCAUGAGUGAGCGUUUGAUAUUGGAUGGUGUGGAAAUCCGGAACGGAGUAAAUGGGUGUGGCACACUGGACUUGGACCUCUAUCUGCUGGCCAAAGGGUCAGACAAGAGUCCAUGCCUUUUCAUAAAAAAAAUUAAAUGUUUUUACUGAUUGAUGAAAUGAAUUCGACCGUACACCUCUGUAUAGGCAUUCGCGGUUGUGCGGUGCGGCUUUACGAUGUGUUUACGGUUUGUACCGCGCGACAUUCCGCACGAUGUCUGACGUUUCAUACCACGCGCUGGGAGCUUCUUCAGGAACAUAGUGGUACAAACCAGAAAACGCAUAAAAUACGUAAUAUAUAACCCAGUUUUGAAAAAUACUCAAAAAUAAAACUUUGAUAUUUAGCCUUUUUUUUACCCCAGUCAAAAUGAAGACAUGACAUGGAAUAUAUUUUAUUUCAACAAUUAAAAACUCAUUCAUUGUCCGAUAACACCUUUCAAUGUAUAGAGGUCCUCAGAGCUUGGGCAAUUAUUGGAAGCACCAGCUCCUUACCGCCUGACUGUUGCUACUUUAGAGUUGAAGUUUUCGUGACUGCAAGGCUCCAUACUCUUUAGUUUUUUCGGUAAAGUCACGUAGGAAAAAAAUAAUUAAAUUAAAUUAAAUCACGACCUUUCGGAGGCAACACAAGCUUCCGUCUUCGGGUGGAACCGUCACAGCAAAUGUACUGUAUCACUUGAUACAGUCUGUGGUUCCUCCUCGUGCCGGCGCCUCCGACUCGUCCCGUCUCUCUCCCUCGACGAGAGCGAGGGAGCGAACACCGUGCGGUGGCGGUGGCGGUGGCGUUACGAGUUGACAUUAUUUAUAAAUGCAUUCAGGGCACAGUGGACGAGGUGGAUACAUGUUUUUAUUAUUAUGAUUAUUAUUAUUUGCGUAAGUGGAAUCUUUUCUCCUGCUUCUAAGUGAAACCUACCCCACUUAAAGUUGUUCCCGCUCGUGACGGCGCUCUGAUCUAUUAAACAACAACGAGAGACGGAAUGGGAGCAGCAGCGGAGCGUGGCGCUGCACGGCGGCGGUGGUGGUGGCACCCCCAGGGGCACCGCUGAUUGCGACGGGACGUGCGGCACUUCACCAAAAAAAAGGAACCUAUGUAUAAUUGGGUUGUUCAUAUUCUUCGUGGGUUUUUUUAAUGUCUUAAUUUGAGAAUUGUUAUAUAAUGAUGUUGACAAUAAAGUACAGUCGGUGUAAACCUUGUUGUGUGUGCGAGAGACGUAGAGAAUCCUGGUCUUGUUAAUUCGAUUUUUCUCCGUCUUUUUUUUUGUUCCGACCAUUCUAUUCCGAUUGCGCUG
Lethenteron reissneri (Far Eastern brook lamprey) is the source of this 5272-nucleotide messenger RNA. Its product is annotated as tumor necrosis factor alpha-induced protein 8-like protein 1. NCBI's taxonomy places the organism in Eukaryota, Metazoa, Chordata, Hyperoartia, Petromyzontiformes, Petromyzontidae. Gene Ontology annotation, biological process: regulation of apoptotic process. The record is from RefSeq and is a predicted model, not a curated record. Gene Ontology annotation, cellular component: cytoplasm.